CGCGAAUGAGCGAGAGGCAGGGCGACAGAACGUGAAGGAAACAAGCCCAGCCACUGAUCCAGCCACACACUCCACACAGUGCCAAGUCGUGGUGGAGGAGAGUUGGAAGCGGAGGGUGGGGGACAAGUGGGGAAUUCAUAACAAUUAAAAAACCCCGUCUCACUAACUCGAAGCAUGGCGUUGAGAAGCGAGCUGCUCAAAUCCGUGUGGCAUGCCUUCACUGCCCUGGACACCGAGAAGAGUGGCAAGGUGUCCAAGUCUCAGCUGAAGGUGCUGUCGCACAACCUGUGCACGGUGCUGCACGUGCCGCACGACCCCGUGGCGCUGGAGGAGCACUUCAGAGACGACGACCAGGGCCCUGUAUCGAGCCAUGGAUACAUGCCAUACCUCAACACCUACAUCCUGGACAAGGUGAAGCCUGACACGUUCGACAAAAGCCAGUUUGACGAGGUGUGCUGGAUGAUCAGCGCCAAGAAGAAUUACCCCAUGGAGGAGCGGCGUAACAGCCGUCUGGACGACAAGCAAGCCUACCUGUGGUGCCUCUUCAACUUCCUGUCGGAGGAGUCGUAUCCUCUCGUCAUCGUUGCCGAGGAGGUGGACUACCUGAUGAAGAAGCUGGCAGAAGCUAUUGGGCUGGACUGGAGGUCGCAGGACUUCGAAGAAUUGGUCGGCAAGAAUGAGACCCUGGAAGAGUCCGGCAUCUCAGCCUGGCAGUUCAUCCGCCUCUUUCAAAACCCGCUGCCAGCUGGUCUCGACUUCCCCUCCCUCGCCUUGGCGAUAGAUGAUGUUUACAACGAGCUGGUCCUUAACAUCACCAAAAAGGGUUACUUGUUUAAAAAGGGGCACAAGAGGAAGAACUGGAACGAGCGGUGGUUCAUACUGCGGAACAAUAUCCUGUCUUACUAUACUGCCGAGGACAUGAAGGACAAGAAAGGGGAGGUCGUCCUAGAAAAGGGCUGCUCUGUCGAGGUCCUCCCAGACCGAGAUGGAAGGAGAUGUUUUUUUGUCAUCAAGUGCCCGGACAAAUCUUUCGACGUUGGGGUCGAGGAUGCUCGCAGGCGACAAGAGUGGCUUGCAGUGAUCCAGCUCACGCUGCGGAUGCAGCAGGAGGGCAAGCGCUCGGUGGCGCAUGAGCAGAGGCAGCGGCGGCACGAGGAGCGCGCCUACAAGCAAGCGGAGCGCGAGGAGCUGUACCGCAUGCAGCAGCAGCAGGAGAGCAGGCAGCGCGAGCUGAUGCGACUCGAGCAGGAGCGACUGGAGGCGGAGGAGCGUGCGACGCAGGCGGAGAGCAAGCGGAUGCGCUCGCAAGAGGAGAUGCAGGAGCACUUCAAGCGGGAGCUGGAGCGCGAGAAACUGGCGCGCGUCGACAUGGAGGAGCAGAUCGCGCAGAAGACGGCCGAAUCGCAUUACUACCAGAGGCGCAUCCGCGAGCUGGAGGAGAUGUACGACCAGCUGUGCGCCGCGCUGGAGGUGGAGAAACGUGCCAAGCUGGAGCAGGAACAGGCGCGAUUGCACCAGGCCAGGCUGCUCGAGGAGGAGGGGUUGAAGCGGCGGGAGCUGGAGCAGCUGAGGCAGGAGCAGACGCAGCUCAUCGUGGAGGCGCGUGAGGAGCGGCGGGUGCUCGAGCAGGAGCGCAACGACACGGAGCUGGCGCUACGCUCGGUGGUCGUGCAUCUGGAGCAGCUGGAGCAAGACCGACGCGAAGCCGUGGAGAAGUACGAGCUGGCCUCCACGCGGCUGGAGAAUGCUCGCGGCAAUGCCAAGAGCUGGCGGGAGCGCGUGAUGGAGCAGGAGCGCCAGAUCGGGCUUCUUCGCCCCAUCCAGCCGGGGCACAAGGAUGUGGCGAUGAGCUCGCACCGGGGCCUGGGCGCAUUCCCACCGCAGAAGACUCCCAGGGAGACGCCAAGGAAGAAGGCGGCGGAUCAGCAGGUUGCCGAUGGCAUGUCGGCGCUGCACGUGGGAUCCGGCGAAGCGCCGUGACGUCGCGUGGCCACGUUCCCCCAUUCCCGAUGACCACGUGCGUGACCGUGCCGGCGGCGGCGGGGGGGUUUGGGCUCUCCGAUGUGGUGUCUCUGGUUGGUUUUGGCACGUCGUAUUCUUAGGUUUUUUCGGUAAAGUCACGUAGGUAAAACAAAUUUAAAUUAAUAAAAGUCAAAUAAAAUAAAAAUAAAAAAUCACGACGUUUUGGAGGCAUUUUUAUUUUAUUUUACUUUUAUUAAUUAAAUUUUUUUUACCUACGUGACUUUACCGAAAAAACCUAAGAAUAUGAAUCCUUGCAGUCACAAAAGCUUCAAAUCUAGAAUUUGGCACGUCGUGUUCGGCACGGUGUUACGACAUUUCGCUCAACGUGCUGGAAGCUUCUUCGGGGAAUUAAGUUCCGGAAAGAAGCUUGUCGGCAAAUAAACAGAAACCUCGGACAUCGUGCGGAGCAACACGCUAGAUCGCUAUUUUCCAGCGCAACCGCAAAAACGUGCACGGAGUGGGUAUAGGCUCGUCUCGAGCUCCUGGCCUCUUGUGUGGUUCAAGACGUUCAUUCUUUAGACAUGUAGGUUUGCAACUCUUCACCGAUUAAUAUCGAUUACAGUAUCCCCUCGUUAUUCACGAGGGAUACUUUCCGGAGAUGCUCGUGAAUAUAUUUGCGGAUGAUAUUGGCCGGCGAAAACACAUCUUAACUUUAUCUUAUCACUUUCUCGCAUUGCAUUCUCUCUCAUCACUUUAUCGCUCAUCACUGAAUCCUCUCAUCACUUUCUUUAUCUCUCUCGAUGCAGUCGUGUAGAGUUUCAAUGUGUAGAUAGCCAAAAUCGAGGAUAGCAAAUUAAUGAAUAACGAGAGAA
Molecule: messenger RNA, 2834 nt
Organism: Lethenteron reissneri (Far Eastern brook lamprey)
Lineage: Eukaryota; Metazoa; Chordata; Hyperoartia; Petromyzontiformes; Petromyzontidae
Product: switch-associated protein 70-like
Cellular component (GO): cytoplasm; nucleus
Source: RefSeq, a predicted model, not a curated record